GGAUGGGGAGCGGCGGCUCGGCGGGGCGCGGAGCGGCGGCGGCGGCCGAAGGGCCGGGGGGCAUCGAGCAACGCCUGGAGGUGCGGGGAGGACGGCUACCGGCGGCCCUGUGGGCUCAACGGGGGUUACGGAAGCUUUACCUGAGCGGGACGGGGUUGCGGGAACUGCCGGCCGAGCUGGCGGCCCUACGGCACCUCCGUACCUUGGCCCUGGACGGCAACGAGUUGCUGGAGGUGCCCGAGGCCUUGUGCCGCCUGCCCCGCUUGGCCUACCUCUACCUAGGCCGCAACGGGCUGCAGGGGCUGCCGCCCGCCUUCUCCCGCCUGCAGAGCCUGCGCUGCCUCUGGCUGGAGGGCAAUUUCCUCGCCCGCUUCCCCCGAGCCCUCCUGCGCCUGCCCGACCUCCGCAGCCUUCAGCUGGGAGACAACCGCCUGGCCCGCCUGCCCGCCGGGUUGCCUCGCAUGGCGGGUUUGAGGGGGCUCUGGCUCUACGGGAAUCGGUUCGAGGAGUUCCCCGCCGUCCUGCUGCGCAUGGCCCACCUCCGCGUCCUCGACCUGGACCGCAAUCGCAUCGCCUGCUUUCCCGACCUGGCCUGCCUCUCCUCCCUGCGUCUCCUCUCCUACGACCACAACCCCGUCCGGCAGCCGCCUCGCGUGGGGGAUGCCGUUCAGCUGGUGGGCAAUGGGGCGCAGGAGUUCAUGGAGGCGCGGCAGGAACGCCUGCAGAGCCUCCAGCGCCAGGAGGAAGAAGAGGAAGACGAAGGCACCGAGGCCCCACCGGCAGCCCCCGGGGACGGCUCCCCGCUGCUGGAGGAUGGGGAAGGCAGCUUUGCAGCCCUGCCGGGCUCCCCUGGGGAAACGUGAGCUGCCACGCUGCAGCCAGACACCCACAGGGAUGCACCGCAGGGGGAUGGGGAGCCUCCACCGGGCUCCUGAGGACAACCAUCUCCCAGCGAGGACUGGGGAAGAAGGAAGCUCACAGCCUCCACGCAAAGGAAAACAGACGGUCUGAGUACCAGCAUCUCCCAGUCUGGAAGGCAAAGAGCUGCCUCCUGGAUCUGCAGGGCUCGUGGGUCACUGUCAGGAUCCACAAGCCCACCUUAGAGCAUCCCAUGUAACCGCAGGGUGCCUUGGAUGGGGGAAACGGCCCUGUGCCAUGACCGGUGAACCCACAGACCCCGCUUGCCUGCUGGACAGGCCCCGGCGGGCAGCACGGUGCUGCUGACAGCCAGGCGUCCCCACAACGCCUGCCCACGAGCACGGGGACCUUCCUACCACACACUGCAGCUGCCCUGCCACCUCCACGCGUGUCCUUUGCUCCUGGCUCCGUGGGGCAGGACAGGAAAAAGCAAUGCCGUUUGCAUCCAUUCCGCAUGAACCCCAUCACCCUGAAGAGCAGCAAGGUUUGAGAGCAAAAGUACACACAGACCCCUUCUCACCCCUGAGACCCCUGUCCUGCUGCUGGAAUUGGGCUAGGGGAGAGAGAGGUCUGCGCUGGGCUCCUCCAGGCGUCAGGUUUGAGAAGAAGCUGAUGGAAACUCUGCCUGGGCACAAGCGCUGCCCAUCUCAAGCCUGGAAAGGGUUUUGCCUCUGUAUGAGAAGAGGAGGCCCAGCUCUGGCUCUGUCUGCCCCAAAACAGGCACCAAAGCCAGGGCUGCUGCCUUCUCUUUCCUCUUCUCCUCCCUGAGCACCAUCUGUACCAAACUCAAGCAA
Messenger RNA from Harpia harpyja (harpy eagle), 1712 nucleotides. RefSeq names its product leucine rich repeat containing 10B (gene LRRC10B). The record is from RefSeq and is a predicted model, not a curated record. Lineage: Eukaryota; Metazoa; Chordata; Aves; Accipitriformes; Accipitridae. The transcript has a single exon. The coding region runs from base 3 to 863 and encodes 286 amino acids. Gene Ontology annotation, molecular function: protein binding.